UUUCAAUUUUGGAAAAAUUGUUAAAAAUUUAAAUUUGGUAUUCUCUCGUCGUUUUCUCGUCGUUGCCGCUAAGCUGGGAUUACAAUUGUUAUUCUACAUCAAACAACAUGUCGCUAGCCUUCGUGCCGCAGCAACAGAGGGGUAAACCUCCACCGAAUCAGGCAACUAUUCAGAAGAUGCUUGAUGAGAACAAUCAGUUGAUUAAUACAAUCAUUGACCUGCAGAAAAAAGGGAAAGCGCCAGAUUGUGUUCAAUACCAACAAGUGUUACAUAGAAACCUUGUGUAUUUGGCCACUAUUGCUGACUCCAACCAGAAUAUGCAACAACUUCUGCCAGCCCCUAACCAGACACAAGUAGGGCCGGGCCAGCCUGUUAAUCGACCGAUGCAGGGGUUAGCACAGAUGGUUGGACAGCAAGCAAGACCACAGGGGGCUAUGGGCCAACAAAUGGGUCAAUACCAGGGACAGCAGCCAGUAAUGGGUCAGCAAAGUAUGGGACAGCAAAAUAUGGGAAUGCAGCAAAGUAUGGCUCCUCAAGGAAAUAUGGGACCACAGUCAAGUGUUAACCAAUUCCAAGGGAACAUUGGGAAAUUGCAAGGCAGUACAACCCAGCAAGUAAAUAUGGCCCAAGGUCAAGCAAAUAUGGCUCAAGGUCAAGCAAAUAUGGCCCAAGGUCAAGCAAAUAUGGCUCAAGGUCAAGCAAAUAUGGGGCAGAGUCAAGG
Molecule: messenger RNA, 721 nt
Organism: Owenia fusiformis
Lineage: Eukaryota; Metazoa; Annelida; Polychaeta; Sabellida; Oweniidae
Source: the annotation of a GenBank genome assembly